This is a messenger RNA of Cloeon dipterum, 1786 nucleotides long. Its product is annotated as sphingomyelin phosphodiesterase-like. Gene Ontology annotation, cellular component: lysosome. The transcript has 10 exons. Bases 59 to 1747 code for a protein of 562 amino acids. Gene Ontology annotation, molecular function: acid sphingomyelin phosphodiesterase activity. The record is from RefSeq and is a predicted model, not a curated record. Lineage: Eukaryota; Metazoa; Arthropoda; Insecta; Ephemeroptera; Baetidae. Gene Ontology annotation, biological process: ceramide biosynthetic process; sphingomyelin catabolic process.
CGUCCAGACCUAUUUAAAACGGGGCUUGCUCAGUUUAAUUAUCAUUUCCAUCUGGUGCAUGAUGAAUCUUAUCAGGUUUGCUGCACUUUUCAUUGUGCUCUUUGCGUCUUCAAGUGGACUGCAAGAUGGGCCAAAAGAUUUUUGCACCGAUUGUCAAGCCCAAAUGCAUGGGCUGCUGGACUUGAUCGUUGCUGGGGCCACGAGGGAGGAGGUUGUCGCCAAAUAUGUAGACAUUUCCGUCAAUUUUUUUCAACAACCACUUUCAGCAAGUGAGGGACUAGCGGAAAGGAAUGUGGAUAUUAUUAUUUACGUGGUUGGAGAGAAAUUGGGCACGGCCGCCCCUGUAACUGCGGAGGCGAUGUGCUUCUUCAACGACCUUUGCCCCAACACCGAUCCCAGCUACGAUUGGUCGCUCAACCUCGACUUUGUGGGCCCAAAACCGACUCCAGAAAUACCGCAGCUGCCUAUAGAUGGCCAGCCGACAAUGGAGGUGCUGCAAAUUACCGACAUCCACAUUGACCCGACCUAUACUCCAGGCAACAAUGCCCUCUGCGGCUUUUACUCUUGCUGCAGGGCCAGCCAGGGUGCGGCACCAAAUUCCUCGGCCGCCGCUGGCUACUGGGGCGACUACCGCGGCUGCGACAUGCCCGUCCACGCCUUGCAAAACCUUCUCGACCAGGCCGCUCAAAACCACCCAAAUGUCGCCUACGUCAUGUUCACGGGGGACGUCAUGGAUCACGCCAACUGGGAGAGAACCGCCGAGCUCAACACCGACCACUUCACCCUGGUGAUGAACAUGCUGAGACAGGCGUUCCCCAACGUGCCCAUCCUGCCCAUUUUCGGCAACCACGAAUCCGUUCCAGCGAAUCGGGUGCCUCCUUCUGAAUGGAACGUUCCUACAAACCUCAAAAACGAGUGGCUGUUCCAACUGGCUGCAGACUUUUGGGGCCAGUGGCUUCCAGGUACGGCCGACUCCAUCCUCAGAGGCGGUUUUUACGCUUAUGAAAUCAAUCCUGGAUUGAAGGUUAUCGCCCUGAACAACAAUUUUUGCUACACCAAUAAUUGGUGGCUGGCCUACGACAACGUUGACCCUGCAGGCCAGUGGGCUUGGCUCGCCCAGGAGCUUUUGCUGUCUGAGCAAGCGGCGCAAAAGGUGCACAUCAUGGCACACAUUCCACCUGGAAGCAGCACCGCCUGGGACGUUUGCCACAGAGAGUACAGGAGAAUCAUUGAUAGAUUCCAGAAUACGGUGAAGGCGCAGUUCCACGGUCACACUCACAACGACCACUUCAGCAUCUACUAUGACCUGGAUGAGCCCUCGAGGGCCACCACCUUGUCCUUCACAGGAGGUAGUGCCACCGCUUACAAAAACUACAAUUCCAACUACAGGAUUUACCAGGUUGAUGGUCCCUAUGACGGAGCUUCUUAUCAAAUUCUGGACCACACCACCUGGUUCUACAAUUUGACCGAGGCCAACCUGGCUGGGCCUGAUGUUAGUCCCAACUGGCAAAUUUUGUACAGCUUCAAAGAAGCUUACGGAGUCAAUUCUUUGCUGCCUCAGGAUUUGGACGCUCUUGCCAUCAGAAUGGCGCAGGACGUCAGCCUCCAAGAGCAAUAUUACAGAUACUACGUGAAAACUGGCGACCCCUCCCUUGAGAAAGGCUGUGACCAAGCUUGUCUGCAGAAAAUUGUCUGCAACAUCGUUAAAACCGUGAACACAGAUGACUGCAGCAGGCUGCCUUUUUAAAUUAAAAUUCAAUCAAUAAAUGAGCAAUGAUAAUUAUAA